CACAACAACAACAUGACGCCAACGCAGUGGCUGGCGAUCCCCACCGACAUAAUAUUAACCAAGUUCCCCCCGAAGGUCCCCCUCGUCCAGGACGCCAGCGAUGUCCUGCCUAUCAACGGAAAGAAGAUGACGGUCAAGCAGGAGCCAGCCUCGCCCACAGAGACCACGGAGACGGCCAUAGAGACCACUGACACGGCGGCUUCCAGCGUGCCUGUGAGCCCCAUGAAAAGUCAGCUGUGUACCUCGCACGAUGGAGAGACAAAAUUCAUGCUGGAGUACCACGCGGCGUCACUGGCCACCGCCGCAGCAGCCCAGUUGAAACAAGCAAACAUCAUCAUUGUCACCUCGAGGCCAAAGAACCCGGAUUACAAGGUGCGGGAAUUCACAGUGGCCACCAAGCGCAGCCGGCCAGUCAACUUUAAGCUCCUGCUGGCCAAUGUGGGCGUACGGCUGUCCAUCAGCCUCACCUACCAGGGCCACAUCUAUGGGGACAAGCCAGUCAAGCGGUGCAAGAAGCAUGACGAGUGUUCCUGGUGUGAAGACCACAAGUAUAAUGAAGCCUUCUGCAUCAUCAGCAAGUUCCACCACUACGAGCUUGACCCCAAGGGCAACCCAACAGCUAUUCUUACCCCACAAGUCGAACACCUGGACACAGAUGGCUCAAUACAGUUCUCGGUGGUGUUCGCCUGCUGGAACUCGUGUGAUAUCCACGUACCCUUUGGCAAGGAGAUGACGCUGCACAUCGAAAUUACUCAUAAUGGGGAUGUGAAGAAGGUGGAGUACAACAUUCAGUGUUGCCAGAACCUCCUGAGAGAUGCCUUCAAGGACAGGAAGAGAAAGUUGUUUUCCCAGUCAGAGAACACACAAGAGAAUCCCUCCAAAGCUUCCGCUGCCUCCUCCAAGACCUCCAGUACCUCGUCCUCAUCCUCAAAGCUAUCCUUGAAAGCCUCGACCAAAGCCUCCUUGUCUUGCCCGCCCACCUCACCGCCCACCUCACCCACCAGAGUCAAAAAAGAAAAGGCUGUGGAUAUUGUUGUG
Messenger RNA from Eriocheir sinensis (Chinese mitten crab), 1038 nucleotides. RefSeq lists its product as uncharacterized. Gene Ontology annotation, molecular function: DNA-binding transcription factor activity; DNA binding. Gene Ontology annotation, biological process: regulation of DNA-templated transcription. NCBI's taxonomy places the organism in Eukaryota, Metazoa, Arthropoda, Malacostraca, Decapoda, Varunidae. The annotation marks the transcript as partial. The record is from RefSeq and is a predicted model, not a curated record. Gene Ontology annotation, cellular component: nucleus. The transcript is spliced from 5 exons.